This is a messenger RNA of Onychostoma macrolepis, 2918 nucleotides long. RefSeq names its product claudin 2 (gene cldn2). The transcript is spliced from 3 exons. NCBI's taxonomy places the organism in Eukaryota, Metazoa, Chordata, Actinopteri, Cypriniformes, Cyprinidae. Bases 1468 to 2277 code for a protein of 269 amino acids. Gene Ontology annotation, biological process: bicellular tight junction assembly; cell adhesion. Gene Ontology annotation, cellular component: plasma membrane; bicellular tight junction. The record is from RefSeq and is a predicted model, not a curated record. Gene Ontology annotation, molecular function: structural molecule activity.
UGGACUGGCACCUCAUCCUCCGGGUCCAAACACAGUAUCCCCGUUCCCACUACAGCACCUACACAUCUCACCCCUGACCCGAGAGACCUCACUGUGACCCAGUGUAGAUGCCUGUGUAAAUAUCAGUCUUAUUUCAUCAAUCUUUAAUCAUUUUAAUAACAUUUAUCAAAUUUGAAUAAUAUUAUUAAAAAGUUAUUUCAUUUGAUUUAUAGUUUAGAAUAACUAUAAAAUCAGUAUAUCAAUAGUUUAUUUUACUUUUAGUGCAAUUUGGUACCUACAACCUGAAAGCAUUAUAAAUUAAAGCUACAAAGUUAUGUGCAGAGUAAUUUCGGUGGACAAACAUUUCCUUGUCACAUGAAUCUAUUGUUUUUGCUGGUUCAUGGUUGACCCUUCCAGUAAAUGGCUGGAUUAUUGGUAUAAUCUCAUUACAGUGAGGUGAUUUAACUGAGAUUGAGUCAAGGGUUCAGCUGAAACCUGCUCAAACUGUAUCUGUACUCACACACACACACACACACACACACACGCACUAUUCCGUGAUGUGAUAUUUCUGCAAAAGGACACACUUUUUGUUGAUUUUAUGAAAUAUCUAUCCAGGUAUGUUUAAGUAUUUGUAAGUUUGUUACACUGCAAUUUCUGCAUAUUAAUGUGUAAUUGUUUGUUGUCUAAUAAAUACAAAUGUUUUCAGAGCAAAUCAGACAGAAGAAUGAAUCAAACUGUUCUUUACAGCAAUGUUCUGCUAUGUGGCAAAUAGUUGGUCUAUGACAGGAUUAUAAUAGUUUGGUUUACACUUUUAAUAAAUUACUAUUUAUUAAUUUAUAUAUAAAAAAUACUAUUGUUUUUUCAUUUACAUUUUCUGUGAACUGUUUUGCCUUAAAAGUAUGCUUGUGCUGUAAGCCUUUUUUCGUUAAGUUAAAUGCUAGUGUUUAUUUUAUGCAACAGUUAGGCUAGUUCCGGUCAUUAUAUCUGAUUGGUCGUCAGCAGCAUAGAUUAUUUAAAAUAUUUAUUAAGUCUAUGGUCAGCAGAGCCGUUGAAAAAAACGUCUUUUUUAACGGCUCUGGUCGCCAGAAUGCGGCGAAUCGAUACGUGAUUUUGUGUGAUUUUUGCGUAUUAAGUAUUUGUGUACUUUGAUCGAGUCAUUGAAUCAUUCCGAAUCAAACGAUUCGUUUACUGAUUCAGAAACACUGCUAGAGUGAAUUGUUUCUGCUGUGGCUUAUUUUGAAAUAUUUUCGUUGGUGGAGACAAAUAGACAACGUAUCUGGCAAUAUUGGGAUUAAAAUAGGUGCCUGUGUGUGUACAUGGACUGGGGCAGCUCAUAAUAUCUACAGAGCAACAGAGAUGGUAGGAGCACAAAUAGAAGGACUGUGGGAACACAAGAACUACUGGAAACAUCUCACUCAUUAACAUAUGUAGUUAAUCAACCAGAAGUUUUUUUUAAUUUUUGGAGAACACGUUCAUACAGUGGGCAACAUGGCGAUAGCAGCGCUGGAGUUGAUGGGUUUCUUUUUUGGCCUCUUUGGCAUGCUUGGGACAUUUGUAGCCACUCUUCUGCCAUAUUGGGCAACGUCUGCACACGUUGGUCCCAACAUCGUGACGGCGGUAGUCAGCAUGAAAGGUCUAUGGAUGGAGUGUGUGUACCAGAGCACCGGAGCCUUCCAGUGUGAGACCUACAACACGCUUCUGGGGCUCACCACUGAUCUACAAGCAGCCAGAGCCAUGAUGGUCAUCUCCUCCAUCUUUUCCGUCAUGGCCUGCGCGGUAUCCACUGUUGGCAUGCAGUGCACCGUCUGCAUGGAUGGCUCUUCAGACAAGAGCAAGGUGGCUGGGGUAGGUGGCUCCCUUUUCCUCCUGGCAGGGCUCUUGUCGUUGAUCCCUGUGUCUUGGAAGACCCAUGAGGUGGUGCAGACCUUCUACAUGCAGAACAUGCCAGCCAGCCUAAAGUUUGAGAUAGGUGACUGCCUAUAUGUGGGCUUGGCUUCUUCGCUUUUGUCCAUGCUUGGUGGAGGGCUGUUGAGUGCAUCCUGUUGUGACGAUUUGGACGGUAGCAGGGGAACCAGACGCCAUUACCCCUACCCUGACCACACCGGACCACGUGGACCGUCCCAUUUGAUGCCCUACCAUCCAGCCACACUACAUUCAACCACAAACCCCAACCUUGCCAACAAGAACCAGACCCUUAACAGCCAUACUAGUACCCACUCCACUAUGCCAGCUCAGGAUUCCAGGAAAUCGGCUCGGCUGAACACAGCGGCCGGGUAUGACGUCACAGGCUAUGUUUGAGGAUUUGUGUUAGUCGUUCUGUACCAUUUUUCCUAAAAGCACUCAAGUGAUUAAUACUUGGACUGUUGAAAGACUCUUAUAAUAGGCGGGAUGCUGGAUUAAGGGUCAAGAGGAAUGGACACACUGCCAGAGAAAGAGCAAAUGUGUUUGAUUGAAUAGAAUAUGAGUUGCUUUUGGUUUCUUUUGUCAACAGACAUUGCUGUUCUUCUUUUGAAAGUUCAAAAAUUCUAAAUAAACAACCAAGAUGGGUUUCAAUAUGAAUCGACAGAAUCAUAUGUAAAUAUGCAAAGUUAAUAUUUGACAGCUGCCCUCUCAUAAAGCACCGUGUCAGUUAACCUUAAGUGCACUUAAACAUUUGAACUUUUUUUUUUUAUUCACAUGUAGUAUUUUGCAAUGUUAUUGUUUUUUAUGACUGUUUUAUUAACAUUGUUUUAAUUUGUUAAUUAAAUUUUAAUAAAUUUUGUUAUUGAAUUUAUAUGCACUCAGUUUGAGCACUAAAUGAUCAUAUUCACUUUCUAAAUAAAGAUUUGGGUUGUUUAUUAGUCUUUGGCCCCAAAUUCUUUUCAUAAAGCAUAAAGAACAUAUUUUUGUUCUACUCAGCAGACACAGUAAACAUCUCUCAAUAGGCAGGUCAGAGAGGC